This is a messenger RNA of Canis lupus familiaris (dog), 1708 nucleotides long. It is a transcript of the gene TAFAZZIN, whose product is annotated as tafazzin. The coding region runs from base 66 to 941 and encodes 291 amino acids. Gene Ontology annotation, molecular function: 1-acylglycerophosphocholine O-acyltransferase activity. The transcript has 11 exons. Gene Ontology annotation, biological process: inner mitochondrial membrane organization; cardiolipin acyl-chain remodeling. Gene Ontology annotation, cellular component: mitochondrial membrane. The record is from RefSeq and is a predicted model, not a curated record. NCBI's taxonomy places the organism in Eukaryota, Metazoa, Chordata, Mammalia, Carnivora, Canidae.
CCCCGUCGCGCGGGGCCGCGGCGGCCGCCUGGGCCGGAGCGGGGGCGCCGGGUCGGGCGGGGGCGAUGCCCCUCCACGUGAAGUGGCCGUUCCCCGCGGUGCCGCCGUUCACCUGGACUCUGGCCAGCAGCGUCGUCAUGGGCCUGGUGGGCACCUACAGCUGCUUCUGGACCAAGUACAUGAACCACCUCACCGUGCACAACAAGGAGGUGCUGUAUGAGCUCAUCGAGAACCGAGGCCCAGCCACGCCUCUCAUCACCGUCUCCAAUCACCAGUCCUGCAUGGAUGACCCUCAUCUCUGGGGGAUCCUGAAACUCCGCCACAUCUGGAACCUGAAGUUGAUGCGUUGGACCCCCGCAGCUGCAGACAUCUGCUUCACAAAAGAGCUACACUCCCGCUUCUUCAGCUUGGGCAAGUGUGUGCCCGUGUGCCGAGCAGCUCGGGGCCAGGGGCAGCAGAUGGUAGGCUCGCGCCAGGCCGGGGCGUCCCACCGAGAGAAGGCUCCGGGAGCUGGAGAGGGCGGAGACGGCGUCUACCAGAAGGGAAUGGACUUCAUUCUGGACAAGCUCAACCACGGGGACUGGGUGCACAUCUUCCCCGAAGGGAAAGUGAACAUGAGCUCCGAGUUCCUCCGCUUCAAGUGGGGAAUUGGACGCCUCAUUGCUGAGUGUCAUCUCAACCCUGUCAUCCUGCCGCUGUGGCACGUCGGAAUGAACGAUGUCCUUCCUAACAGCCCGCCCUACUUCCCCCGCUUUGGACAGAAGAUCACUGUGCUGAUCGGGAGGCCCUUCAGUGCCCUGCCUGUGCUCGAACGGCUGCGGGCAGAGAACAAGUCGGCUGUGGAGAUGCGCAAAGCUCUGACCGACUUCAUUCAGGAAGAAUUCCAGCGCCUGAAGGUCCAGGCGGAGCAGCUCCACAACCACCUGCAGCCCGGGAGCUAGGCGCCGCCCGGCCCAGACCUGCCCUCGCUGCCUCCUGCAGGGCCGCUGGCCCCCAGCCCGGGGGGAGGCAGCUCCCACCCAGGCCCCAGCCGCCUGCUCUCGGGGCUGCCUUCGGGUUCUUGCCCCACACAGAGCUGAACUGGGGGAACGCGCUGAUGUUUUGAGAUCAGAUACGUGUUUUUAGACAGAUUUAUGCUUAACCCUUGAUGGGUAGCGUGUCCUCGUUGGUGAGCAUUCCUUCUGCUCUGAGCUGCUUCAGUUGAAGGAAGUGCUCCUCCCACUUGGCCACGAAAAGAGGAGGAAAUUUUGGCGGGGGCCUGCCUCCUCCUUGCCUUCAGGUGUUCUCCGCCAGGGCUGGCAUCGGGAUGGAGGGUACUUGAAGGGGGGUGGGCGGCCAGGCCAAAACUUUGGGUAAGGGGCCCAGGAGGCCCUUAGCCCGGCGUCCACCCACCGGCCCCAAUCUGGGAGCCGUCCAGCACCUCCUCAGGGAUGGCCGCAGCCACGUCUUCCUUCUGCCCACACUUCCCGCAGAUGUGGGGUCCUCGGGCAGGGCCCAACCCUGGGCUGCAAGCAGAAGAGCAGCCUUUUGCCAGGAGUGGAAGCCAGCUGAACGGAGCCUGCAGCAAGGGCCUGACACCCAGCCACUUGCCCACGUGCCAGGGCCCACCAACUGCUCUGUCUUGUCCAGCUCCCUGGCAUCACAGGAGUCCCCCAUGGGCCUGGGUUUUUGUAUUUUGUAACCAAUAAAGCAUCUGUGUCGUGUUUUA